AUGAACAGCGAACCUGUUGUUAUCGUUUCUGCCGCCCGGACUCCAAUAGGCUGCUUGAGCGGCGCCCUGUCCACCCUGACUCUGCGUGACCUGUGCUCGCCAGUGAUAAAAGAUGUUCUGAAGCGCGCCGAGGUGAAACCAGAACAGGUCUCAGAGGUUAUCCUCGGACAUGUCCUCACUGCAGGUCAAGGGCAGAACCCGGCACGUCAGGCCAGCGUCGCGGCCGGCAUCCCGUACCCUGUCCCUGCGUGGAGCUGCCAGAUGGUGUGCGGCUCUGGCCUCAAAGCCGUGUGUCUGGGAGCUCAGUCCAUCCAGGCUGGGGAGUCCACCGUGGUAGUAGCGGGCGGCAUGGAGAGCAUGAGCAGGGCCCCUCACACUCUGCAAAUGAGAGCAGGAGUGAAGAUGGGCGACGCCUCGCUGCAGGACUCCAUGGUUGCGGACGGCCUGACGGACGCCUUCCACAGCUACCACAUGGGAAUCACAGCCGAGAACGUCGCAAAGCAGUGGGGGAUCAGCCGAGAGCAGCAGGACCUCUUCGCUGUCAAUUCCCAAAACAAAACGGAGGCGGCGCAGAAAGCAGGACAUUUUGAUCAGGAGAUUGUCCCCAUCACCGUGCCGUCCAGAAAAGGUCCCGUCGAGGUGAAGGUGGACGAGUUUCCCCGGCAUGGAAGCAGCGUCGCCACCAUGUCCAAACUCAGACCGUGCUUCAUCAAGGACGACAGUGGCACCGUCACCGCCGGAAACGCUUCAGGCAUAAACGAUGGGGCAGCAGCUACUGUUUUAAUGAGCCAAUCAGAGGCUGCGAGACGGGGCGUAAAACCCAUGGCUAAGAUUGUGUCGUGGGCUCAGGUAGGCCUUGACCCUUCUGUCAUGGGAACCGGGCCAAUACCAGCUAUCAGGAAAGCGGUGGAGAAAGCAGGCUGGCAGCUGGAUCAGGUAGAUUUAUUUGAGAUCAACGAAGCGUUCGCUGCACAGUCCCUUGCUGUGAUUAAGGAGCUCGGCCUAAACGAAGACAAGGUGAACGUGAGCGGUGGGGCCAUUUCUCUGGGUCAUCCCAUUGGCAUGUCGGGCUGCAGAGUCCUGGUGACACUGCUGCAUGCACUGAACAGGACAGGAGGAAGAAAGGGCGUGGCGUCCCUCUGCAUUGGAGGAGGGAUGGGUAUCGCCAUGUGUGUGGAGAGGGUGUGACAUACCUACCUCAUGCUGCUUAAUAAUUACAUUUAUUUUUGCUAAUAAGGGAUUAUGAAAUCUGUUUACAUUUGGGUGGCAUCAUGUAAAAUAUGCUGCACUGCAGUAUAAAUUUAAGGCUGUGGUCUUAACCACCCCAUAAAAAAGCCAUUAUCACUGUGAAUUUAAAGAGCUUAACAUAUUUAGUCUAUCUAAACUGGUAACAUUUAAACUUUACGCAGACAAGUCGCUGCCAAGACAAAUCAGCUUCAUUUAAGCUACAGAAAAACUGGAUUUCCACACUAACUGGAGCUCGUUUUGUCACUUGGUGUAGAGCUUUCAAUCACUGAACAGUUCAGUUGAAAUGUUUAAAUUUUUCGCCGUGCUUUAAGCAUUUAUUAGACAUGUUUAAAUGUAACAUUCCAAUAUCUGCUUGUGGGAUGAAAACAUCUUUCUUUAAAGUUGUGCAAAGCGUAAAUCACAUCAGUGCCAUAAUCAGCUCUCAUCUUGUGCUUCCUGUAGACUUUUAAUGUUUUACUGUGAUCCAGCCCGUUAGGUGUCGUUAAUAAUGAAUAAACAAGUCAUUUACAA
Messenger RNA from Fundulus heteroclitus (mummichog), 1758 nucleotides. RefSeq names its product acetyl-CoA acetyltransferase 2 (gene acat2). The record is from RefSeq and is a predicted model, not a curated record. Gene Ontology annotation, molecular function: acetyl-CoA C-acetyltransferase activity. The transcript has 9 exons. NCBI's taxonomy places the organism in Eukaryota, Metazoa, Chordata, Actinopteri, Cyprinodontiformes, Fundulidae. Gene Ontology annotation, biological process: fatty acid beta-oxidation. The coding region runs from base 1 to 1188 and encodes 395 amino acids.